CGAAAAUCAAUCAAAAGUUGAACAUUACAUGGUUGACCUUCAACUUUUACUAUACCGUUCAUUGCUCGGGCAUAAUUAAUUUACUUAAAUGAAUCCGGCGGAGCUUGAAUUUCUUUCAGAAGAGGAAGGAUUGACCAUAGUACCUAAGUUUAAACUUGAUGCUAUUAAGCUGCUCAAUACUACUAUUGGUCCUUUUUUCCCAAAUGUGCCAACUGUUGUCCCUCUUUGGGUUGCUCUUUUUCUGAGAGGGCAGCAAAAGUGUCGUAUUAUGCCACCAGCGUGGUUAACGUUAGAGAAGUUAAAUGAGUGUAAAGAAGCUGAAGAGAACGACUCCGGUUGUACUUCUCCUCCUCAUUCUCAAUACAUUGAAAUUAGUACACUUCUUCUUCAACACGCGGCUGAAGAUAUACCGAAUCCUGAAAGUAUUCGCAACAUUGUUCGUGAUGUAUGGGAUAUUCGUGUUGGGAAAUUGUUAUCGUCUGUUAAUGGUUUCCUCUCUAGUGGAUCGUCGACAGCACGAGUUAGUCAAUUGACUAAUAUGGAAUUAACCACUUUACAUAAUCUUCUGGCUAAUUCAAUGGACCAGUUAUCUUUACUACGUCAGGCAACUUCACAAGCUGUAGAAUUCGGUGGUAGCGCAGUUAAUCGAACAUCAUUUUUGAAUUCAUCAUCUGUCGGAAACUAAGAUAAUAUGGAUUUAUCUACUUGUGUUCCUAUCAUCUAUUCGUCCUACUAAUCAGAUAAAUAUUAUAUUUAUAACAUUUCCUUGUAUGUAUCUAUGACGUAAUCGUGUAUGAAAUUAGUGCUCAUCUAGAAUUAUCUCUUUAUGGAUUUUCUUUGAUUACAUGUAAAAGUGCAUAGUUGAAACUAUUUUGCAGUACAUUAAAUAUAGAUAUUUCUAGGAAAAUUUACUUGUUGAAACUGGAUUUUCUCAACGGUGCACUAGUUUAUUUGUAGAUCAUAAUCAGGGUAAUAUUACCGAAAUUCUUUAAUGUCAAUAAGAUUUGAUUAAUAAGUAUAGUGUGAAUAUAAAUCUAAUUGAUUUAAUAUUUCACUGUAUCGUACAAAUUUUUAGAUGUUUUGGUGUAAUCAACAAUAAUACUGAGACUUUCUUUUGCCUACUUUUUUUGUUUCUGAAAGCCUUCCGAAUUAUUUUUAUCGAUAAUUCAUAAUAUUGUGUAUUUAGUUAUUUUAUUCAGUAUUAAUAGCAUAUUUCAAAAUGGUCAUUAUUUUCUAAAUUCAUCUAAAUCCUUUGUCUAACAGAUAUCUUUUCGUAGUAGGCACGCUUUCGUAAACUUUUCAAACAAAUUUGGCAACUUCAUUCAUUUUCGCUCAUUGGUGCAACAGAAUAAAUGAUUAUGAUGCUUUUUUUAAUGCUUAGUAUUUUUUU
Schistosoma mattheei is the source of this 1390-nucleotide messenger RNA. Lineage: Eukaryota; Metazoa; Platyhelminthes; Trematoda; Strigeidida; Schistosomatidae. The record is from the annotation of a GenBank genome assembly.